This is a messenger RNA of Pogoniulus pusillus (Red-fronted tinkerbird), 2457 nucleotides long. It is a transcript of the gene ETNK2, whose product is annotated as ethanolamine kinase 2. Gene Ontology annotation, biological process: phosphatidylethanolamine biosynthetic process. Gene Ontology annotation, molecular function: ethanolamine kinase activity. The record is from RefSeq and is a predicted model, not a curated record. Bases 78 to 1235 code for a protein of 385 amino acids. NCBI's taxonomy places the organism in Eukaryota, Metazoa, Chordata, Aves, Piciformes, Lybiidae. Gene Ontology annotation, cellular component: cytoplasm. The transcript is spliced from 8 exons.
CACCUCCUCCUUCUCCUCCUCCUCCUCCUCCUCGCCUCCCUCCCCACGGCCGCCGGCCCCGAGGCAGCCCCCGGCACAUGGGCCGCAGCUCCGGUGGCUUGGAGCUGGCUAUGGCCGUGUCCCCCGGUCGCUGUCCCGACUGCCCGGGGCCGGAGCGGGGCGGUGAUGGGGGAGCGAUUUCCAGUGUCCCCCACCUCGGCAUUGCGGUGGACGAGAGGGACGUGCUGCCAGGGGCUCUGCGGCUCAUGCAGGAGCUGAGACCCGGCUGGGACCCGGCCAGGGUGAAGACCAAGCUCUUCACCGACGGCAUCACCAACAAGCUGGUGGCCUGCUACACGGAGGAGGGCAUGGGGGACGCGGUGCUGGUGCGUGUGUACGGCAGGAGGACAGAGCUGAUCGUGGACAGGGAGACCGAGCUGCGCAACUUCCAGGUGCUGCGCGCCCACGGCUGCGCCCCCGACCUCUACUGCGCCUUCCGCAACGGCCUCUGCUACCAGUUCCUGCCCGGCGUGGCGCUGGGGCCCGACCAUGUGCGCGACCCUCGCCUCUUCAGGCUGGUGGCCCAGGAGAUGGCCAGGGUGCAUGCCAUCCAUGCCAACGGGAGCCUCCCCAAGCCCAUCCUCUGGCAGAAGCUGCACAAGUACUUCACCCUUGUGAAGAUGGAUCUCAGCCCAAAGGUAUCCAACCCCAGCCUCCAGCAGGACAUGCCCAGCCUGGAGAUGCUUGAACAUGAACUGGCCUGGAUGAAGGAAACCCUCUCCCAGCUGGGCUCCCCUGUCGUGCUCUGCCACAACGACCUGCUCUGCAAGAACAUCAUCUACAACCAGGCACGAGAGCGAGUUCACUUCAUAGACUAUGAGUACACAGGCUACAACUACCAGGCCUUUGACAUUGGGAACCACUUCAAUGAGUUUGCAGGUGUGAAGGAGGUGGACUAUGGCCUCUACCCCAGCAAGGAGACCCAGCUGCAGUGGCUGCACUCCUACCUGCAGGCCUACAAACAGCUGACCCAGGGGGACCGAGGUGGCACCGAGGUGUCCAGGGAGGAGCUGGAGGCUCUCUAUGUGCAAGUGAACAAAUUCUCCUUGGCAUCCCAUUUCCUCUGGGCAUGCUGGGGGCUGAUCCAGGACAAAUACUCUACCAUAGACUUUAAUUUCUUAAGAUAUGCAAAGCUAAGGUUUAAACAGUACUUCAAGAUGAAGCCAGUGGUCAUGGCCCUGCAGCCCCCCAAAUAGCAUCUCUGGCCAGUGAGAGCCUGAACUGCUUUGUCCUUGCUGCGGCCACAGCUCUCGCAGCUCCCUCGGCCCCUUCCCCACCCCAGCUGGGGGCUGAGGGCAGAUCUUGAUGGUGGGAAGGGGGAGGAGAGGAGCUCUGACCCAGCCACUGAUUAGAAGAGACCUUGGACAUACCUGAAACUGGACCAUGAGACGCUGAAGAGGACCAUGGCCUCGGGGAGGUCCCUGCCUGUGCCAGGAAGCCUUCACCGUCGCCUUAACGCCGAGCCCUGGCUCACACCCAGUGCCCAGCAGCUCUGUCCUUUGCUGGCACUGCUGCCACUUGGCCUGGCACUCUGUUUGCUCCCUCUCUGCUGUCCCCGAGGGGGAAAACGGGUCCUUCCCAUCUGCUCAGGAGCACCCAGAACUGCCCAGCUGCUUUAGCUGCCCACACUGUGCCCGUUGCCUUCGCUGCCCACUCCCUCCUCUCUUGCUUGGUGCCACUUGGGCUCCCAUGCCCAAUCCAGCACCUUUCCUGGGUUCACCAGUGGUGGUCCUGGACUUGGGGCUGCCUGUGGGCAUGGGACCCUUUUCCAUGAGGGGUGGGUGCUGCUGUGCUCCAGCUUAGAUGGUGCAAAAGGGCAGCGGCAGCCACGAGCCAGGUGGGCUUGGCACCAGCAGGCUUUUGCUGGUGGGGGCUGGGUGCACCCUCCUGCUGUGCCCAGCCUUUCUGCCUCUGCUUUUCCUCCUGGCUGUGGUCUCCCAGACUCCUGUUGGCUCCCUGCUCCCACCGUGGCUUCACUUGGAGCAUCCUGUGCUGCUGGAGCAAGGGGCUCCCACCUCUGCCUUCCUCACCUCCUCCAGGGCCAGGGGGGGUUGGUCCUGUCCCACACAUGGGCAUCCUCCCUCUGCCUCCCUCUUGGCUGUGUCCCAGCGUAGGACCCCUCAGCAAGAGGCUGAAUGGAGCCAAACUGCUUCACCACCAGCACCAGCUGCUCCCCACCCCAGGCUCUGCCAGGGUGAACCAACUGCUGAGACCCAUCCAGCUCAUGCCAGUGGUUGUGCAUCAGGGGGGAGAGUGGAAUCAGCCCCCUCUGCUCCUGCCUUGGCUGCUGGGUGAGAGGACAAGGUGGCUGCCCCCUCUGCAGGGGCACAGGAACCUGUCAGUCCCAGCCAGAACCAGGACUGCUGCUGCCUCUGAUGUUGAUCUUGGUGCAAAAUAAAAGCUGCUGGUAGCUGGAAA